CACGGUGACGUGAUCGCCAUGGCAGCGGCGUCCCCGGGGUUCUCGCCAUUUCAAGCGCCCGUGCUCCCGGCUGCACGCCCAGUGUCGUCAAUCAGCUUGCCGGCGUCGCCGAUCGGGUUCGACAUGGCAAGGUCGGAGGUGGAGCUGCAGCUGCACGCCAUCACAGACGCGCCUCUGAUUUGUCCGCUCCCGCAGCGUGGCCCGGUGGCCAUGGCGCUCGUGCAGCCCGACAAGGUGGUGUUUCGGUCCCAGCCGAUCUCCGCGGUGCCGCCGGAGGCCAAGAACUCGAGCCGGAGCGCGCCGCGCAUGGCGAAGACCAAGGCGCGCCGGGACACGAGUUACGACUCGUUCAAGACGUGGUCCGGGAAGCUGGAGCGCCAGAUCACAACGCAACUACUAGGCGCCAGACCGCCGCAGCAGCAGCAGGAGCAGGAGGAGGAGGAGCCCGAGGAAGACGACGCGACGAGCAACCGCCCCAACACCUCCAUGCCCAGAGUGCAGCGCUUCUUCGCUGCGCUGGAAGGCCCUGAACUCGACAAGCUGAGGUCCUCGGAGGAGCUGGUCCUGCCGUCCGACAAGACGUGGCCGUUCCUGCUCCGCUUCCCGGUGUCGGCGUUCGGCAUGGGCAUGGGCAUGAGCAGCAUGGCGAUCCUGUGGAAGAGGAUCGCGAUCUCGGCGUCGACGCGGUUCCUGCACAUGACGCUCAAGAUCAACCUGGUGCUGUGGUGCAUCUCGGUGGCGUUCAUGUUCGUCCUCUCGAUGCUGUACGCCUUGAAGGUCGUAUUCUACUUCGAGGCGGUGCGGCGCGAGUACUACCACCCGAUCCGGGUGAACUUCUUCUUCGCGCCGUGGAUCGCGUGCCUGUUCCUGGCCAUCGGCGUGCCAGAGCUGGUCGCGGAAACCCUCCCGCACUGGCUCUGGUACGUGCUCAUGGCGCCCAUCGUGUGUCUGGAGCUCAAGAUCUACGGGCAGUGGAUCUCCGGCGGGCAGAGGCGGCUGUCGCGGGUGGCGAACCCGUCCAACCACCUGUCCAUCGUCGGCAACUUCGUUGGCGCGCUGCUCGGCGGCAUCAUGGGCCUGAAGGAGGGGCCCCUCUUCUUCUUCGCCGUAGGGCUGGCGCACUACAUCGUGCUGUUCGUCACGCUGUACCAGAGGCUGCCGACGAGCGAGACGCUGCCCAGGGACCUCCACCCGGUGUUCUUCCUGUUCGUGGCCACGCCCAGCGUUGCCUGCCUGGCGUGGGCAAGGAUCACCGGCGAGUUCGGCUACGGGUCCCGGAUCGCCUACUUCAUCGCCAUGUUCCUCUACGCGUCACUCGCUGUGCGGAUCAACUUGUUCCGGGGGUUCAGGUUCUCGCUGGCGUGGUGGGCGUACACGUUCCCGAUGACGAGCGCGGCGAUCGCGUCGAUCCGGUACGCGUCGGAGGAAAAGAACGCGUUCACGCAGUGCAUGUGCAUCGGGCUCUCGGCGGCCGCGACGCUCACGGUGACCGUGCUCUUCUUCACCACGCUGCUGCACGCCGUCGUGCACCGCGACCUCUUCCCCAAUGACAUCUCCAUCGCCAUCACGGAGCGCAGGCGCAAGCCCAGCGUCGCGACGGAGAUGAUGCAGGAGAGCGGCAGCAAGGCGCUCGCCCCCGCCCUCUCCGACGCCAGGGACCUGGAAGCCGCCGUUGCGACGUCGUAUACGUAAACACCGAUCAACCGUGCAACUGUGACGGCCAUGACAUGCGUUGAUGAUGGAUCUCUAGCUUGGACUUGAGAAUUCGAGCGUUUGCUAUGAUCGGUGGAUCGAGUUGGCUGCCGUGUGGGGCAUGCACUUAGCUUGGCCGUACAGGACCAACACGUCGUGUGAGAUUCGAGUGUGACCGGUCGAGGGAAGUUGAUCGCGCGUGCGCUGGUGGUUGAUGCGUGGACACGAGAUGGAAGAUAGUGGUGGGUCGAUCAGGGCACGCAUGGAUCAUCCAUCCAUUUGUGUUGUGAUGUAGAAUUGUAGAUAGAGGAGACUUGUGUUGCAUUGUUACUUGCUACUUAGCAUGCGUAAGAUGCAUGCUGUACGUGUAGCUCAAUAUGUCAGUCUCCGCAUGUCUAUUAUGGAGCGAGCUGAGAUCA
Phragmites australis (common reed) is the source of this 2111-nucleotide messenger RNA. Its product is annotated as S-type anion channel SLAH3-like. Lineage: Eukaryota; Viridiplantae; Streptophyta; Magnoliopsida; Poales; Poaceae. The transcript has 3 exons. The record is from RefSeq and is a predicted model, not a curated record. Gene Ontology annotation, cellular component: membrane. Bases 19 to 1692 code for a protein of 557 amino acids. Gene Ontology annotation, biological process: transmembrane transport; intracellular monoatomic ion homeostasis. Gene Ontology annotation, molecular function: voltage-gated monoatomic anion channel activity.